Molecule: messenger RNA, 1953 nt
Organism: Adineta steineri
Lineage: Eukaryota; Metazoa; Rotifera; Eurotatoria; Adinetida; Adinetidae
Source: the annotation of a GenBank genome assembly
AUGGAGCGGGUUUUGUACUUUUUCCUUCUAGUUUUAUGUACACUAGAUACUGUACUUGAUGGAGCACAUUUUCGUGGUGGUAUUAUUUCAUGGCGUCCGUUAAACAAUAUAGUAACAGGUACCACUGUACAAGUUCUCAUACAUCAAAGGUACUUUUGGAAUCGACAAUGGGCCAGUUUUGUUUCACAUAAUUGCACGGAAGCGGAUGUCGGUCUUGAAUCACCUAUUCCAGUCUCUUCUGCUUUACUCUGUUUAAAAAACUGCACAAGUUCUACCUAUCCUUCAGGUGGAAUUUCAACUGUUAUGACAACUACAGAUUGUGAUUUAAACCCGAUAAUAGAAUCAUGGGCUGGCGAACGCUACACUACUUUGACCCUGCCUUACACAACAUCGAUUACAAUUGGCUUUAACUCGAGUGCAUGGUUUAGCUCACUCUUGAAGGGUGGAGGACAACCGUGGUCAAUUGCCAAUCGAUUGAAUCUAGCUCCGAGACCCGACAACCUUACCAAUAGCAGUCCUGUUACAAACACAUUGCCAGUAGUAUUUUACCCAGUAAAUACAUCAAUAGUUCAUGUUGUACAAAUGGCAGAUAAUGAUGCUACUGAUAUAUUGUUAUGCCGUUGGUCCGAUCCAAAUUCUACGUACAAUUUCAAUCAAGUUGAUGAAUGUGAAGGUAUCUGCCACGGAUUGCCUUCUGGAACACAGCUCAUCCCAUCCAAUUGUACGUUAUCUUUCAUUCUACCAACUGCUAAUCUCUAUUAUGCUUGUGCACUACAAAUCGAAGAUUAUUUCAACGCUGUCGCCACGACUCCAAUGAGUUCGGUUCCAAUACAGUUCCUAUUCUAUGGAUAUAAAGCUUCCGCUAGUGCAUGUGCACAUCGUCCAAAUAUUACUGGUCUCCGUCCAAACAGAGCUUGUAUUGGAGUUCCAAUUGGUGUUCAGCUUACUGAAACUAUAACUAUAGAAACAUAUUGUCCUGGUCAAACAAUUGUUGAUUUGGUCACUAGUUCACCUAUCGGAAUGACACAUAGUGCUAUUAGUAAUCCAAGUCCUGAUAUGUGGGUAAUGACAUUGACAUGGACACCCAACGCAACACAAGCUGGUCCUCAAGGUUUUUGUGCUGGUGCAAUUGAUAAUAGUAGUCUACAAUCAGAUCCAUGGUGUAUCACAUAUCUAGUUGACUAUGCCUCACCGAAUUUAAUUGUUCCUAGAAUGGUACAAGGAUCAGCAAGUCCUAUAGCAACAAGUGCAGUUGGUCGUCCUUCUCGUAAUGGAACAAAUAUCUGUUUUCACUUGGACUCUACAAAUGCAACAGUUCUAUGUUAUGAUUCUGGAUAUUCUCCAAAUGUUAUUUAUACUGGAUAUACAAUUGUAAUUGUUACAACUAUAACAUGGACACCUGGUCAAUCCUAUUAUGUUACAAUGGAUAGUGGAUUUGCUAGUGGAAGUGUCUUUUGUCAUGCUGAAUCGGCACCCAUUACCGAUAAAACAUUUUGGCGAUUCGAUAUCUGGAAUCCAGCACUUUCAAGUACGACUACAACUACUACUACUCCACCAACAACUCAUACAGUUACAAGCCUAGGAACAACUACUACUUCAAUCAAUACUGCAUGUACAACAAGUGGAAUAGUAGUAACUAGUACAAAUGCUUCAACGACUACAACAACUGCCAGUACUACACCUCCAACUACAGCUGCUCCAACAACAGCAGGUCCAACUACCACAGGCGUAACAACUGAAUCGACCAUUCCUGUUUUUUAUCCAGCAGAUUUCGAAAAUGCAUGUAAACAACCAGUUGCAAUUAUGUCAGCUGUUAUGAUGGUUGCUUUUAUGCCUAUACAUACUUUGGCAAUGUAUGCUGCUUUCACAAAAUUCUCAAAUAUGUUCAAACCAUCAAACACUGCUGCAAAAGCAAGACAUCAACAACGAAUGAAAAAUAUUCUUCGACGUUAA